ACACACCAGAGGGUGUUGCAAAUGGCGACAGGAUCUAACGGCCAAUAAAGAAGACAGUGACCUUCCAAGAAAGCUUCGUGUACGGCCAUGGAUGGAGUCUAUGGCUUGUAAAUAGUAUCGUUGUGUUCAGUAAUGACUACGCUAUCUAUUUAUGUACCUUGAAGAGUGUAUAUUGCCUAGCAAAGGCUAUUCCAAGGGGGUUUUUGGUGUUGUGUUAGUCUCUGUCGGUCCCACCUCUUCGCGAUGAGCAAGCUAUCUUUUCGAGCGAGGGCCCUGGAUGCUACCAAGCCUCUACCUAUCUACCAUGCCGAUGAUCUACCGGAUUUAUCAGACUUCAGCACCAUCAACCGGACGGUGCCUCAGAUGCCCACCGGGAUGGAGAAAGAAGAAGAGUCGGAGCGCCACUUGCAGGAUGUGAUACAGGCUAAGCAAACUAACAGUGUGAAAAAGAAGCAUGUAUACAUUCCCAUCCCUGAGGCGACCAUCCCUGUGAAGCACUAUGAUACGAUCAACCAACAAAUCAACAGGGCGCAUCAGUAUGUCAGAGUGCCAGGGCUCGGACUGGAGGAGGUCCCGGACUAUGACCUUGACUCAGAGGAUGAGGAGUGGCUCAACGCUCAGAGCAACGAGAGACCUCUCUCUCCCACCCACUUUGAGCGUAUGAUGGACCGUCUGGAGAAGGGCAGUGGGAACACGGUCCUCUCAGAGAGGGAGGCCCAGGGUCUGCUCAGGGACGAUGAGAACCUCGUGUUAGCCGUGUAUGACUACUGGCUAGCCAAGAGACUCAGACUGGGUCGUUCCCUGAUGCCAGUGGUGAAGCAGGAGGGUCGUGAUGGAGGGUCAGGCUCCAACCCAUACCUCGCUUUCAGGAAGAGAACAGAGAAGAUGCAGACCAGGAAGAAUCGUAAGAAUGAUGAGACAGCCUACAUGCAGAUGUUGAAAUUGAAGAGAGAUCUUGAAAAGGCUGUGUCACUGUUUGAGUGGGUGAGAGACAGGGAACAGAAGAAACAAGAGCUCGCCAAAAUGCAAAUGAACGCCUUCAAAAAAAGGUAUCAGCUUCAAGAUUGGAGUGGUAACAUCCUCUCAUCAUUGCAAGCCUCCACCAAGUCCGGUCUGGGUCGACGUAACUCUGACUGGGACAACAGAGCAAGGCUCAAGUUGGAGGCUAGUGGGGACUAUGAAGUCCAUCACAUGGGAGCUGGCAGGAAAAGGAAGAAGAGAAGAAGCAACUACUUUUAUACUGAGGUCCACUCAGAGGCACCCCUCACACCCUCCACUCCAGACAAGGUCCACCGAGACUCCACCCAUGAUCUCUCGUCAGACAGACUUGAAGACGAGGAGUACGAGGGACUGUUCUCGUUCAAGAGGAAACCGCACGUCAGAUAUCAUUCAUCUCGCGAUCCCCUCAGUGUAUGGCCAUGGACAAACGAGGAUGCCCCUGACCAUCCCUCCAGUAACGAGCCUGAUGACAGCGACCUCAUGAUAAUGGACUAUGCCCCUUACGCCAUGUCCCACGCCGCCAGCAGGGAGAGAGCCAGGGGGGCAACUGGGCCUAGGAGAAGGUAUCGAUUCAGCAGAGCCAGUCUGAGCAGUGGAGGGGUUGGGCUGACUAGGCGGAGGCUGGGACGAGGAGGGCGUGUACUAUGGGAUCGUCUCACACGGACUGAGCUCCUCCCCUCUGCCACACCCCCUGCCACACCCACCAAGGGAGAAGCCUCUGAGAGUAUGGACACAAGUGCCCACUUCUACCCUCAGACACCCUCCCCUUCCUCAACCUUUGAGUUCACCCAUCUCCCGCUGAUCGAACUGCCUGGAACAACCGACAACACCUCCACUAAACCACCCUCUCUUACUCCUUUCUCUGGGAUCAGUCUGGCCUACAGGGGGAUUCCCCUAACCACAGAGUUCCGAGAAGAUGCCAAAACGUUUUCUUCUCUUCCGACUUCUCAGUUUUUUCUAAAGUCACUCACCCCUCAUGUUGAUGUCGACUAUCAAGGCUCAUUGUUGGCCUCUGAUUCGCCCUGGGGCCUGGUCAAAGGUCAACCAACCGACCCUAGACACAGAACUACUAGUGAACACAGUUCCAAUUCUCCCCUUCAUUCCCCCUCUGCCCCUGGUAAUUACGCUAACGGGACGUCGGCAAAUGACACUGGAAACGAUCGAACUCGACAGCUAUCGACUGAAAACGAACAAACGAAAGAACUGAGUAGAUCUUCGUUGUCUGUGGCCGACAGUAAAACUAUAGUGCUCUCAAAUGUCCCUCUACCUCGGCCCAAACACCAGUUGGAAAAAUCUCAGAGAUUGUCCUCUUCUAGUGAAAACGUGCCAAAGGAUGCUUCAAAAACUGCUAUUACAAAACCAGAAGGAGCACCUUCCUCUAAGGAUGGUAAUGCAUCUACUAAUUCGACUGCAGAACCAUCGCAAAGCAAGCCUGAAGUUGCUAAAGAGGCCAACAAAGUUGUGGAAAUUAUGAAAAAAACGGAUGAGAAAGUUUCCGAUAAGUCUGAAAGCAAACCUUCCCCGCCCACCACUACCCCUCCACAAACAGACUCUAAACAACAAGACACUACUACGGCUCCUGUUAAGACACACAAGAAAACACAGGCUGCUGGCAACAUUAGCAAACCCGCUGAUUAUGUUAAAAACUUUGAUGUAGCUGUUAAGAAACCUCGAUUGAAAGGAGGCCUUAGGAAAAAACCGAGAACUUUAGUAGCCUCACUUAGUACUGCGACUCUCAUUACAACACAGCUUGGUUUGUUCCAGCCUUCUACCACCAAGAAGAAAGAGCCUGUCAUUGUACCACAGAAUGUCGUUAGUGCUGCAACUGAACUGAUAGCCUCGAGUAGUAACACUAGUGUUGCAAAUGUUGUGAAUGCGGCAAAAUUAGCUGAGCUUCAAUCAUCCCUAAUCAGCAAGACUCCAGCGUCUAGUACUGGACUGAGUGACAGAAGAGCCUCUACUAGCAAUUCUUCGGUUUCAUUAGCUACAAGUUUGGCAGUUACAGCUAACAAACACGUGGGGCAAGCUCUCUCCUCCGUUGGGUCAGCAGUAGCACGGCGAGGCUCUACUCCUGGGACAAAUGGUACCAACUAUCAGGAGAUAUUUCACACGGCCACGAGGAGGAUCUCUGAGAGUGCUGAGAGGGGACUCAAGCAGGCACUGGCAGGGAUGAACCACAACAGCCUGAUAGAAACUGCCAACUCUUUAGUGCAACUCAGUAACUCUUCAGAAGUGACUUAACCACUAAACAAUUUUAGUCACUAUUCUAUCGAUUCUCUGAAUUUUCAUACUUUACCUCCUCACUCUAUUAAUUCAUGGUGGUUUGUCUAUUAUUUCACAUAGCAUCUCUAUAUACACAGUGUGUGUGUGUGUGCCCGUAUUUGUGUGUGUUUGUGUUCUUUCUGGCGUGUGUCGUUUGAUUGCUAUAUUCUUUGUAAUUUUCAAUACAUGUG
Halichondria panicea is the source of this 3452-nucleotide messenger RNA. RefSeq lists its product as uncharacterized. Gene Ontology annotation, cellular component: piccolo histone acetyltransferase complex; NuA4 histone acetyltransferase complex. Gene Ontology annotation, biological process: regulation of transcription by RNA polymerase II. Bases 244 to 3240 code for a protein of 998 amino acids. The record is from RefSeq and is a predicted model, not a curated record. The transcript is spliced from 15 exons. Lineage: Eukaryota; Metazoa; Porifera; Demospongiae; Suberitida; Halichondriidae.